AGCCUUGAUCUUAGCCCCUAAUUCGUGCCGUUGUCGACAUCUUACGGCGCGACAUACAUCAUGAUUCCGUUUAAUGUAUCGCUGAGACAAACUCUCAGGUACUUCUCCGUCGACCAGACCCAACUUCAAGUCCUCAGCAUUAGUGGAACAAAGAAGCAACAGGAGCACGCUAGGAAGAUUAUUCCGGUCCGAAAGGACUCUCAUCUGCUCCUCACGACUCUGAUUCUUGGCAACAUGAUUGUCAAUGAGGCUUUGCCCGAAGUGUCCAACGGUCCUCUAGGCGGAGGUGUUCAGGCAGUCGUUGUUUCCACUGCGCUUGUCGUUAUAUUCGCCGAAAUCAUCCCUCAAUCCGUCUGCUCGCGAUAUGGUCUCUUGAUCGGCGCGACCAUGGCCAAACCGGUCAGAGUGCUCAUCUGGUUCUUCUUCCCUCUCGGGUGGCCAAUCGCCAAAUUGCUCGAGUGGAUUCUUGGAGCGCAUCAUGGAAUUAUCUAUCGACGAUCCGAACUCCGAGAAUUGAUAAAAUUCCACGCAGCAGGUGGAGAAGGUGGUGGCGAUCUGGACUAUGACACAGUGACCAUGGCUCAAGGUGCUCUCGAUUUGGCGGGGAAAACAGUCAGAGAAGCCAUGACCCCGAUUGACCAGGUCUUCAUGCUUCCCAUUGAUGCAAAGUUGGAUUACGAGACUCUGGGACUCGUCGUCAAGUCGGGUCAUUCGCGAGUGCCCGUCUACCAAUACGUCGAGGUACCGGAUCUCAAUCUCAGUGCCCCGGCGCUCAAUCGACCGGCAAAGACGAAAAUGGUCAGAAAGGUGCUUGGAAGUCUGCUCGUCAAGUCUUGUGUCCUUUUAGAUCCAGAGGAUGCGACUCCACUUGCCAGCAUCCCCAUCAACGCCAUUCCUUCGGUACCAUGCGAUGAGCCUUUGACGAACAUGUUGAACGUGUUUCAAGAGGGCCGCUCUCACAUGGCGAUCGUGUCUCGACGACCCCGUCAUCGCGAUGCUGAUCCGGAAGACGAAGAGUCCGUCAUGACCGCAGCUGCUGGAGGUCUCCGUCAACGGAUCAUGCGAAAAGUAGCAACUAUUACACACGGCGACAGAUCUUCCUCCGAUUCAAGCUCCGACGAGAAUGAUGUAGAGAAGAACGAUCCAAAAGCCAGACAACGUAAAGCAACAAAGAAGGUCAAGCGGAAGGAGAAGGGCGAUAAGGCUUCGUCGGGCACGUCCUCCAGCGGAUCGCCCACAGAGCCAAAUCGGCCGCUUGACAAGCCCACGAAGGCUCAAGAAGUCAAGAACCAGGUCGAAGCGGAAACGAAGAAGAAGUCUUUUGUGGAAUCGGCCAGAUUGACUCAACUGGAGCAGACUGUCCCUGCAGAUGCUCAGAUGCCGCCUCAAUUGGUCGAGAAGUUCUUUGAGGGUCUCGAAGGCGCGCCGUUGGGAAUCAUCACGCUUGAGGAUGUGCUGGAGGAGCUGAUCGGAGAGGAGAUCUAUGACGAGUAUGAUGACAAUGGAGGCCCCAACAACCCCGCAUCGGCAUUCAUUCCACGCGAAGCAGCCAUGGCAGCGCGUCAAGCUGCUCUUGACCGAGAGAAACUUUUGGCACAAAGCACUCCUCUGCCUCCGACCAACGAUCAAGACAUUGAGCGACCUACUGCCCCGCAGUCUGCUCCCUCUCGACGAUAUGUGCCGAAAUUGCCUCCUUUGCCUCUUCCUCGUUUCACUCGAGGCAAGCGACCUGCUUCACAGCCUGGCAAGUCGAGGACUGUCGACGAGAAGGAAUUGGCGGACCGAGCAGCCGCAGCAGAAAUCGGACCCGACGGUGAUCAGCCACUGGCUGUAGAUCAGGCAGUUGAGGAUCGCACAAAAACGACUCCAGCGAUCGUCCCUGCCAAUCAACAAAGCCAGGAAAUUCAGCUGGAUGGAGAAGAUAUACCUCAGGUCAUGUCGCCUGCUCCGAUCGAAGAAUCUAGCCCAGAUACAGACUACAUCCAAGCCAGAUCAAAGUCGGAUCGCGGCACUCGUAGACAAGAUCCAGCUACGACAACGCCGACCCCUGCGGCGGUGUUCACGGUCGAUCCGAUGACUGCAAUCCCGUCUCGACUGCUUCAAGGCAAUGUACCUAGCCCCAUGCCUAGCUCGGGAACGCCUCCGGUCGCACCGAUCAACAAUGCCAACUUGCUUUCCGAAGCUUUAUUGCUCGAACGAGGUCGACGACGUCUGGCAGCUCAACACGGUGUCCCUCCUGGCGCUGUCCGCAUCCCCUCUGUCUCCGCGGCGGGCAUGCCUAGGAGCAACGUUCCCUCGAGACAACCUACACCACCCAGCGGCGUCACAGCUUCAACCGCUGCUGCUGUGUUGGCUCAAACACCUGCCAGCACCGGAAUCCCAUCAACUUCGGCUACCGCCUCUGGGGUGCCAGGAGCGCCGGGAACCAUUCUGAGUCCUAUCCCUUUGCCCGUCAGACGGGGAACGAAAUUCAAGUCUGUUCCGACGCCUAUCGCUACGCCCAAAAUCGGUGGUGGAGCAGAGGAACCGGCCUAUCCACUUGAAAGAAAGAGCGGUGACCAGAGGGAUCAAUAGCUAUAGGUUGUCAUUUCUACACCCAGAAUUUCUAUUGUAUUUUUAAUUCUGUUGAAGCCCUUAUCAAACAUGUAUCGGGUGAAUUGGACAUGUAGGGGUAGGGAUAUUGCUGAGAAUC
Kockovaella imperatae is the source of this 2692-nucleotide messenger RNA. RefSeq lists its product as hypothetical. The transcript is spliced from 9 exons. NCBI's taxonomy places the organism in Eukaryota, Fungi, Basidiomycota, Tremellomycetes, Tremellales, Cuniculitremaceae. Gene Ontology annotation, biological process: magnesium ion homeostasis. The record is from RefSeq and is a predicted model, not a curated record. The coding region runs from base 61 to 2574 and encodes 837 amino acids. Gene Ontology annotation, cellular component: intracellular membrane-bounded organelle.